Messenger RNA from Emericellopsis cladophorae, 1035 nucleotides. RefSeq lists its product as uncharacterized. Bases 1 to 1035 code for a protein of 344 amino acids. Lineage: Eukaryota; Fungi; Ascomycota; Sordariomycetes; Hypocreales; Bionectriaceae. Gene Ontology annotation, cellular component: mitochondrion. Gene Ontology annotation, molecular function: oxidoreductase activity. The record is from RefSeq and is a predicted model, not a curated record. The transcript has a single exon.
AUGUCCCAGUCAGACAUCAACACCACCACCAUGCGUGCUUGGCGCUUUGGCCGCCCGGGCCAGCUCGAGCACACGCUCACCCUUGACGCCAAUGUGCCGAAGCCCGCGGCAUCCUCCCUCAAGCCACAGGAGCUCCUCGUCAAGGUCUCGGAAUGUGGGUUGAAUCCUGCCGACUACAAGCUCAACGAAAUGGGCCAAGUCGCACGAGUGGUACUGGCCUACCCUAAAACAGCCGGCAUGGACUUCGGAGGCGUCGUUGCAGCUGUCGGCAGCCAAGUGGACGAUAUCAAAGUCGGUAGUUCUGUGCUGGGGAGAGCGUCUCCUUUGGAGUCUCCAGGUGGAUUGUCAGAAUACGUGGUUGUCGACCGGUCCGUGGUUGCAGAAUACGCUCCCAGAAUUCGGGACCCAGCAGGUCUGCCCACGGCUGGACUCACAGCAUACCAGACCAUCGCACCGUAUGUAUCGGCUGGAUCAAAGAUCUUUAUCAACAGCGGCUCAGGCGGUGUAGGCACAAUGUGCGUCCAGAUAGGCAAGAUCCUGGGCUGCCACGUGACCACCACCUGCUCGACCGGUAAGAUGGACUUGUGCAAGGAGCUCGGAGCUGAUGUGGUCAUUGACUACAAGACGAGCUCGGUGGUGGAGAAGCUGCAGGGCGCCGGACUCAAGUUUGAUCUCAUCGUGGACAAUGUCGGCAACAAUCCGUCGAACCUUUUCUCCGCGAGCAACGACUAUCUCAAGCCCCAUGCCCCCUACUUCUUUGUCGGCGGGAACUUGAGCUUCUCGACCGUCACAAGCCUACUCUACGCCACGCUGGCGCCUGCUUUCAUGGGGGGCGCGAAGGGCAGUUUCCGGGUGUUCAUGACCAAGAACAGCCAGCCUGACUUGGAGCAGCUCACCGCGUGGCUGAGCGAUGGCAAGCUGAAGCUCAUCGUUGACAAGCGGUUCUCGUUCGAGGAGGCCAAGAGUGCGAUGGAGUACGUGAAGAAGGACUCGCCUCGCGGCAAGGUCAUUGUCAAUGUGGGAGCGAACCAGUAA